AUGCCCCGCUCCUUUCAGUUCGAUCCGUCUGGCGUGAUCCGUCUGUACACUCAAUCGAUACAUCUAAGUCUUACAGCUGGUGUACUGGAUAUAAUUAUUUUUAGUAUCAGUUUUUACGCAACGAUACAGGCAGCUGUUUCGUAUGCAAAUACUCCACUGUUUACAGUUGAAAACCCACUAAACUUGUUUAAGCGAACCGAAUUAGAAGUAACGGAGUAUCGAAAAGAAGUCGUACAACUUUUAAAACAAGACAAAAGGAUUUUGAAGACAUUGACUGAGGUGAUUCUGUUAACAAAUGAAAUACAAGAUGGUGCUAAACAUCUCCACGAUGUAUUUAAACUGUUAACUGUGCAACAGAAAGAUAAUAUUGAUAUGGAUGCAUCUCUGCAGAAGGCAGUCAAUGAAAAAUUAGAUGAUUUUCUCGAUCACGGAGAAGACAAUAAAGAAAAGAGUAAUGCAAUAAAAGUGGCUAUUACUUCAUUGAAUAAUAAGUUAGCGAGUGCCUAUGAACGUGUAUCCAUCAAAACAUUGAAGAAUAGGAAUAAACGACAAUCACAAAUGGAAACUGAUGUGUCUGAUAAUUUUGUUGACUUAUCGACUAAUAGUUUAUUUCAACUCAACUCACGUCAUUCGUUUUUGUUAGCAUUAUCCUACAUGAUAUUUAUUCAUUCUAUAGGCAUGUCAAUACUUCAAUAUCUUGGAUUUAAAAAUACAAAAUGGUUUCUAUUAUCGGUUACGAUGGCUCUACUUAUUAUCGGACAAUCGCUAGCACUACUCCUCUAUUUACAAAUCACAAAUGUUUUAAAAUUUACAUCACCCCUUUAUCUCUAUACACUAGUAUUUAUCUUUCGAUCUCUGGUGGGUAUUAGGUACUAUGAAAAGUAUAUACAAUAAAUUAUUGAUUUAUUUCCCACUAUAAUCUGCGUCUGAUAUCUCAUAUGUCACUUCUGUACAACGAAGACAUGUACAAAAUUAAAGUAACCACAACAACUGAUUACUGGAACCAGUCAAAUGACGUAUAUUCAAUUAUGGCAUCUGCUAUUAUUCUCAUGUUAAAAUUGCUUACUAUUCAUCAACAAAUUGAUUGUUUAAUUUGACUAUGAUAUUUCGGUUCGGACUUGGUUUUAUGUGUGUUAAAAAAAUUUAAUGUCACAAUGUUCUUCGUACUUCAGUCAGAUGUUUUUUCUGUACUUUUAUAGCAUGUUACGUUUUAUUCACUUAUCGAUGUCGGAGGACAUGUAUCUCAGUAGAACAUACCGUCACAGACAAAUUUUUUAUUUUUUCAAUCGUUGCUUCGUUCAGAAAAACCAUCGACUUUUAAUAUUAUUACAGAAAAUUUGUUAAUAUUUAUUUAUAAUAUAAACGUUAAUAACGAAAAAAUCUUUAUAAUCUUUGAACAAUUCACCUUCUCCUAAUUAAUGAGCAAUUUAGAAUGAUAAUCACUAAGACGUGACUGCAUAAUAAAAAGCUUACAAUUAUUAAAAAUAAGUUUGACGAUACUCAUUAGGAAACUCCUCAUUUUAAGCUUCACGGGGAUUAAUCUAAUAAGACUUGUUAAAAAAUAAUUACUUGAUUCACCAUUAUGAUUUUUUAAUCAAAGAUUACUA
This is a messenger RNA of Didymodactylos carnosus, 1607 nucleotides long. NCBI's taxonomy places the organism in Eukaryota, Metazoa, Rotifera, Eurotatoria, Philodinida, Philodinidae. The record is from the annotation of a GenBank genome assembly.